Molecule: messenger RNA, 1443 nt
Organism: Mus pahari (shrew mouse)
Lineage: Eukaryota; Metazoa; Chordata; Mammalia; Rodentia; Muridae
Gene: Hat1
Product: histone acetyltransferase 1
Exons: 10
Coding region: 85-1263 (392 amino acids)
Biological process (GO): subtelomeric heterochromatin formation
Cellular component (GO): nucleus
Molecular function (GO): histone binding; histone H4 acetyltransferase activity
Source: RefSeq, a predicted model, not a curated record
GCGUAAGUCCUUGCGGUCACUUCCGGCCCGGGAGCGCGCGGGUUGAUUUGUCCUUCCUCAGCUGCGGGCGCUCGGAGCUCGGAAAUGGCGGCCUUGGAGAAAUUUCUGGUGGAGUAUAAGAGUGCCGUGGAGAAGAAACUAGCAGAGUACAAGUGUAACACCAACACAGCAAUCGAGCUGAAACUAGUUCGUUUUCCUGAAGAUCUUGAGAAUGACAUUAGAACUUUCUUUCCUGAAUAUACCCAUCAGCUCUUUGGGGAUGAUGAAACUGCUUUUGGUUAUAAGGGUCUGAAGAUCCUGCUGUACUAUAUUGCUGGUAGCCUGUCAACACUGUUCCGUGUUGAAUAUUCAUCUAAAGUUGAUGAGAACUUUGAUUGUGUGGAGGCAGAUGACGUUGAAGGCAAAAUCAGACAAAUCAUUCCACCUGGGUUUUGCACAAACACAAAUGAUUUUCUUUCCUUGUUGGAAAAGGAAACUAAUUUCAAGCCUUUUGGAACCCUCCUUCAUACAUACUCAGUUCCUAGUCAAACAGGAGGUGAAACCUUUACUUUCCAGAUAUACAAGGCUGACAUGACAUGUAGAGGCUUUCGAGAAUAUCAUGAAAGGCUUCAGACCUUUUUGAUGUGGUUUAUUGAAACUGCUAGCUUUAUUGACGUGGAUGAUGAAAGAUGGCACUACUUUCUAGUAUUUGAGAAGUAUAAUAAGGAUGGAGCUACGCUCUUUGCGACCGUAGGCUACAUGACAGUCUAUAAUUACUAUGUGUACCCAGACAAAACCCGGCCACGUGUAAGUCAGAUGCUGAUACUGACUCCGUUUCAAGGUCAGGGCCACGGUGCUCAACUUCUUGAAACAGUUCAUAGAUACUACAUUUCAUUUCCUACAGUUCUUGAUAUUACAGCGGAAGAUCCGUCCAGAAGCUAUUUGAAACUAAGAGACUUUGUUCUUGUGAAGUUUUGUCAAUUUUUGCCCAGUUUCUCCCGGGAAAGAUUACUGCAAGGAUUCAGUGAAGAUAUGGCAAUACAGGCACAGCAAAUGUUCAAAAUAAAUAAGGUAUUUUUAUUUUUACUUGUAGGAGGAGACUUAAAAAAUUUUGAAAAAAAGCAGAGAGAUCUUGCCAAGAUGAAGAAAUGCCUGAGACCAGAAGAGCUGACAAAUCAGAUGAACCAGAUAGAAAUAAGUGUGCAGCAUGAGCAGCUGGAAGAGCGAUUUCAGGAGCUGGUGGAGGACUACCGGCGUGUCAUUGAGCGACUUGCUCAAGAGUGAAGCCCCUGUUCCCCAGGAUACCUGCAGAUUUCUGUGCAUUGUGCUGUGAACCUCUGAUGACCCUAAAGUUAUCUAUGUUCUCCUUAGUGGAAUAUUUCCUUUUGAGAGAUUGUAUAUUUUAAAAUACUGUCUAGAGUUUAUGAACAUAUAUUGCAUUAAUAAAAGAUGGCUUGUGAAAUA